GUUCCUUGAUUAAAAUUCGACGUCCAUUCUGGUCCAGACAAUCAAGUUUUCUCCAGAAAUGGCUGCAGCCAUGCUCUCCGUCCGGCCAAACCGCCCGACCCCCACUUCACCCAUCACCAUCCCGCCCGUCCACCUUCCAAACCAACCCCACGCCGCCGUAAAACCCUCCAAAAGAGACCCGUGGAGGGGCGCAAUUCUGUCCUACCGGCGAACCUUGGCCGGACCCAGAAGAGCGGGGUCGCGAGCUGAUGAUUCGGCACCGUUCGAGAUGUCAGUGGAGAACGCUCUUAAGCUUCUCGGAGUCUCUGAAGGAGCAUCUUUUGAUGAUAUUCUUCGCGCCAAGAAAUCCAUCAUUGCAUCUUGUAAGGAUGACGAGAAAGCCGUUGCACAGGUUGAGGCAGCAUAUGACAUGUUGCUUAUGCGGAGUUUAACUCAACGCCGAGCAGGAAAGGUUGUAGACAGAAAUGUCAGAUAUGCAGAUGUUAAACCUGUUAGUGCUCCUGGGAUGAGAUCAGUGACUCGGUGGGCACAGACUACAUUAAAAAACUCACCCAUUUCAAUUGAAGCACCAGCAAUUAGUGAUUUGGGCUUACAAGCAGGAGCAUAUGGAGCUCUGAUGGUUUUGACUUAUGCAAAUGGAGUUUCUACGUCUCCUGGAAUGCCUUAUGCAGGGCCUGAUGUUCCUGGGCUGAUCAUAGCGGGCAGCUUUGGAGCCUCCUUGUACUUCAUGACCAGAAAAAAUGUGAAGCUAGGUAAGGAGUUUUAUGGUGUAUGUUGUUAUCUUUUAACUGUUCUUGCUGUUUAUGUAGGACUCAUAACAUAUGCUAGAACUGGUAAAAAGAGACAUGUUGGAACUGGUUUGAAUUCUCUCACAUGAAUAGGGAGGAUUCCAACCAUGAUACUGUAGUUAGUCAUUCGGCAGCCAGCUUAGACUUUGUGUUUCUUUGCCUCAUAGUAGGAUCUAUCAGAUAGUAUGGUUUAUUUUAUUCACUUCAAUGUUAGAAGUCCUGAUUCUAGUCACAUGACAUGCUUGGAGGUUGGGAUGACAUUGAGUUACGUCCCAUUGAAGAAAGAGGAGGAGGAUUUUAUAUGACAAAGCAAGCCAAGACUUAGACUGCCAUUUUCAUAACCACCAAUUUCAUUUUAAACUCAACUUAGGCCACCAUAUCUGAAGUUACUUGUCAUUCUUCAGGAAAGGCUACCGUGAUAACCAUAGGGGGCCUCGUUGCAGGAGCAGUGGUGGGAUCAGCUGUUGAAAACUGGUUUCAGGUAGACAUUGUCCCAUUUCUGGGCAUACAUUCUCCUGCUGCUGUAAUUACCGAAUUUAUACUAUUCUCUCAAUUCUUAGUCUCAUUGUAUCUAAGGUAGGGUGAGAGAUACUGUAUUUCAAAUCUAAAUUUGUAAAAAGGCCUGUGAUUGUUCAUCGGCAUGACCAUACCCAAGCUUUUUUGGGAUGUGUAUCAUUGCAUAUUGUACAAAACUUGAAAUAAAACCUAGUGUUUUUG
Molecule: messenger RNA, 1505 nt
Organism: Rubroshorea leprosula
Lineage: Eukaryota; Viridiplantae; Streptophyta; Magnoliopsida; Malvales; Dipterocarpaceae
Source: the annotation of a GenBank genome assembly